AUGCGUCGACACAAAGCGUGCGGGAGCGAAUUCGACUAUUUGGGGUGGGAGGAGCUAGGUGCGUGGAAGGAACGUGCACGCGAGUGCCAUUCGCACACCCCUUCACUAUCAGAAAGUCACGGGCAUAAGAGGAAGAGGUCGAAGAAGGAUUGCACAACCCAGUGUCUUUACCCCAGCGCUUGCCACUGGAAAGCGAAGGAGGUGAAAGCCGCAAGAGCGGCAGAAGCGACGAAGAACGCCGACUUCAGCUUUCUCGAUCCGGAUCGUAUCGCUCAGGCGCCCGUCACCCGUGCCGGAGGCGGUAAUGAAGACCAAGAAGUCAGCCGAGGAGAAGGAGCAGAAGAUACCAGCUACGAGCCCAUCAAGCUUGUCUCUUCGAUCAAAAGUCUCUUUCGCUCCUCUUCUUCCACCAGCACAGCCACCACCGACCCUAUCAAAAACAGAACCCAAGAAUUUCGGCAACAGCUAAACCCUCUCUCCUGCAAUCCCAUCUCACCACCGCGAUCCCGCAGCGUCGACAGCGCUUUCAUCCUCCCAGAACUCGAUUUCACCUGCACGCCCCACACCGCUACGGCCACCACUAUACAGCCAGUCUCCUCACUUGCGGACUUAGUGAACUCUACUCUGCAGGCAAAAGACGCGGAGGGGAAUGCAGUAGGUGGGGGUGAAAGUGAGGGAGAUGGGGAUAUCGACAUGCCUGAUCUCUGGGACGUUUCGCCUUCGUCGUCCUCGUCCGAGGACGGAUGUUUGGAGGAAGGAAGAAGGGAAGCUUCGCCUCUUUCGUCUCAGAGUGCUGGUUGGGGUCACCUGUGCACGAGUGAUGAGGGCGAGGAAGGGAGGAGGAUGAGCAUUUAA
Messenger RNA from Bacidia gigantensis, 855 nucleotides. RefSeq lists its product as uncharacterized. NCBI's taxonomy places the organism in Eukaryota, Fungi, Ascomycota, Lecanoromycetes, Lecanorales, Ramalinaceae. The coding region runs from base 1 to 855 and encodes 284 amino acids. The record is from RefSeq and is a predicted model, not a curated record. The transcript has a single exon.